Gopherus flavomarginatus (Mexican gopher tortoise) is the source of this 669-nucleotide messenger RNA. Its product is annotated as histone H2B 8-like. Gene Ontology annotation, molecular function: protein heterodimerization activity; DNA binding; structural constituent of chromatin. The transcript has a single exon. NCBI's taxonomy places the organism in Eukaryota, Metazoa, Chordata, Testudines, Testudinidae. The record is from RefSeq and is a predicted model, not a curated record. The coding region runs from base 55 to 435 and encodes 126 amino acids. Gene Ontology annotation, cellular component: nucleosome.
GCUUAUCUUUCAGUGCGUCUUGUGUUUUGUCAAGCGAGCUGCUUUGAAGUCACUAUGCCUGAUCCAGCCAAGUCCGCUCCCGCGCCCAAGAAGGGUUCCAAGAAAGCGGUGACCAAGACCCAGAAAAAGGGGGAUAAGAAGCGCCGUAAGACCAGGAAGGAGAGUUACUCCAUUUAUGUCUACAAGGUGCUGAAGCAGGUUCACCCCGACACCGGCAUCUCUUCCAAGGCCAUGGGCAUCAUGAACUCCUUCGUCAACGACAUCUUCGAGCGCAUCGCCGGGGAGGCGUCUCGCCUGGCGCAUUACAACAAGCGCUCCACCAUCACCUCCCGGGAGAUCCAGACCGCCGUGCGCCUGCUGCUGCCCGGGGAGCUGGCCAAACACGCCGUGUCGGAGGGCACUAAGGCUGUGACCAAGUACACCAGCUCCAAGUAACUGGGGAGCCUCUAAAAAAACACAACGGCUCUUUUAAGAGCCACCUACUUAUCCAUGAGAGAGCUCUGGUUACUUUAACUGACCGUGUUUAACCUCUAACUUCCAAAUGUACUGAGAGAGUCUGUAAUUUUUCUUGCAGUUUAUCCCCACUGUUAAAUUUCACUAAUUUAUGACAUCCUGGCAAAUUACAACUCUAGUUGAUAUCAGGGGAUAAGAGAUGGGAUUUACGUGCAC